CAAUUCAACAUUGUACACCAGUAAGUAAUUCUAACCUCGAAGACAUACCGACAAUUACCAUGGAAGAAUUUCUCCGGGCCUCAAAAAAAGCACUGGAGGGCUUAGAAAAUUUUCGGAAGAUAAAAGUGGUUAUGGGUAAUGAGUCGUGUGAUCUCGACUCGGCGGUCUGCGCUCUGGUCCACGGGUUCUGGCACUUUGAUAAAUUAAAGACGGAACAUGUGGAUGAUGUUGCAGUAAUACCAUUAUUAAACGUAACGAAGCGUAUGUUCAAAAUAAAAACCGAAGUGGUGUAUGUAAUGAAGGAAAAUAAUAUUCCCUUGGAAUUGUUAACAUUUAGGGACGAAAUCGAUCUGAGGGAGCUGAGUGAACGACAGAUGUUGGAAUUGAGUCUUGUGGAUCACCACACGUUGACCGAUUACGAUGUGUCAUUGGCAGGCUCGGUUGUCGAGGUGAUCGAUCACAGACCUCAAGAUACGAAUUGGCCGUGGACAGGUCGCGAUAUUAAUCUAGAAAAGGUCGGCAGCUGUGCCACCCUCGUUGCCAGAAAUAUAUUGGAUAAAAAUCCAAGACUAGUGGACCAACAGAUCUCGAGCUUGUUGAAAGGCAAUUAUCUGUCCAGGCCAAUUUUGAUAGACACGAGUAAUUUUUCCGAGUCAGUGGCACGUGCAACUCAACUGGACAUUCAAGUGAUGCAAGAGCUGGAAAAAAUCAGCACUAAUACUGAGCCAGGCGGUGGUAGUAGUGGUAGUACCGGCUGCGGUGAUAGUAGUGGUAAAUCCACCCCUUUAGAAACACAAACGAAUCGUAAUAAAAUUUAUUCAGCUAUUUUAAAUGCCAAGACUGACAUCAGUUGUUUGUCGCCCGAGGAUCUUAUUCUAAAAGACUUAAAGUUCGUCAACGGAAUUCCCAUUCCUGGGUUACCAAUUCUCGUAGAAGAAUUCUUGAAUUUAAAUGCCGCUUUGGAAGCCCUGAAUUCGUUUACAAGGGAACGUGAAUCCCAGCAUCAACACCGUCUCACGGUAAUCUUAGGGAUGAAUUUAAAGGGCCAAGUGGUGAAGCGAGACCUCGGAGUAUUCUCUUUCUUACCCAAUGAUCUGGAAAAUAAAAUAGUAAAAGCACUUGAGAGCGUCGACUCGGGGCUGGAUCUGUCACCGUCUCUCAGCACAUCGAAAGAAAACUGGAGUUUAAAGCUGUACAAACAGGGAAACGUGCGGGCGACACGGAAGCAAAUACUACCGAUUAUACAAAGCGCAUCGGCUGGCUGUUAA
Molecule: messenger RNA, 1268 nt
Organism: Cotesia congregata
Lineage: Eukaryota; Metazoa; Arthropoda; Insecta; Hymenoptera; Braconidae
Source: the annotation of a GenBank genome assembly